AUGGAGGCUGAGUCACCCAUUACUAGGCCAGGGCCCAUCAAAGUCUCUUCAUCCGACGGGCAGAUGUUCGUGAAGGGACCUGAAGAACAUUUUGAGAAUAAUGUGCAUCUACCACAGCAUAUCUCACCACCGAGACCUCUUCCAUUGAGGGCUUUGCAUUAUAUAGCUCAGCAGCCACUUGAAGAUUCGGGUCCUCUGCGAAAUCCAAUCAGCCACCACCCCAGAUACCUCAUACCACGCAGUCAUCUGACAAUCGGAACCCAGCGUCCGAGCGAGAAGUCUUUGUCGUCAGUCGACUCUAAAACUAGCGGAAGUACUUCAGAUACUACCCUGUCUCUACCGAUACCGCCGCCCGGUUCGUUUCCGCCGUAUGCAGCGCCGCCAACACAGCCCUCUUCAAUAUACGGAUCCUGCGCGAGUCCCACCAGCACAAUUGACUUGACAUCGCGUACAUCAAUCGCAACCGAGCUCCUUUUCAGGCAAUCUACAUCCUCUUCAUCGGUUAUUCGCCUUUCUGAUAUCCCCCCAUUCCCGCCGCCAUGGUACCCGCCGCCAUCGCAAGAUCCCCCACUGCCCCAGAAUGAUCCACGCCUGCAAGCUGUAGGUCUUACAUCGCCACUCAAGACCAGCCAAGCUCAGAACUCAGAUGUACAACCCGUCUUUGCCAUCCCAGAGAAUGUCCCUAAUCCCCGCCUCACUCGAGUAUCCCUGGCCUCAAGUCAGGCUAUUCCGUCCAGCUGGGGUUACGGGCCGACCGAACCAGUGAGCAUCGGAGCCUGCUUGGAUGCCGAAUCAGGAGAAGGGCGACCCAUUUCCCAUCACCACAGAGCAUGGCUUAACGCCACCAGUGUUGAGAAGAAAGACAAGCCGACAAUACCCACGAUUGCCAAGUCCCAUUCUACCUCAAUGGUCUCGAAUCUGGACAGCCCACCACUCCCCCUGGGAAAAUCAACAUUCGUUCGUGAAAACAUAAAUUCCUCGUCACUUCUUCACUCUCAAGGGACUUUUAAGAAGGGGUUCGUUUGCACGCCAUUCAACCAGUCUGACCAGUAUAUGAAAUCUAAAAAGCCGCCCAUCUCACGGGAACAAACCUUCGAGCAACACAAUGACACUUGGAUGUCCAAGCCUUCCGAUCAAAAGGUUUAUGCUAUGCCCAAUGCUAUGCCCAAUGCUGCGCCGACUUUAAAUGACAAAAAGCUCACUAGCCUCAAUUCUUUCCAUCGGGAGACAAACGCUGUGCGUGAUGCUGAGGCCCGUAGCACCACUCCUUUGAGUUUGAUCGAUCUGAUUCGAAGUGCCACUGGGAUGUCUUCGAGCUCAGAGGAUGGGAAAACUGCCAGUCGGACUGACCUUACUGACAAGCGCCAAGAUUUUGACCUAUGGAACGCAAGUAGAUGCCACCGCGACUCUGGCUCCUUUUCUGAUAUUCUGGCUGAGUUCCCCCCACCGGGCGUACCAUUGUUCAAAGGCCGUGGGUUUUUGCCUAUUUCUAUUUGGCGCUCCAAACGACGCAAUAUUGAAGCGAUCGAGUGGGAGAAGCAUCACGACACGGGUAAUACUCCCUCCAAGAGACCUUUUCAUGGCCUGUCCCGGAGACAGCUCAUCAUGAUCUGCAUCGUUGUUUUGAGUACGAUUGUCCUGGCAAUUCUGCUUCCUGUUCUUCUCGUCACCCGAUCCAACUCCAACAGCUCUACAUCGUGCGAGAAGAAUAUGAGCUGCCAGAACGGAGGAGUCAGUGUGUCGAGUGGUAAUGGGUGUUCGUGUAUUUGUGCUAAUGGCUACACCGGGACUCAGUGCACCACCAUUGGGGAUAGCAGCUGUGUAACGUCGGAUGUCACAUCGUCAAGAAACGCGACGAUGGGUAGUUCCUUGCCUCGUCUCUUCGAUGAUUCGCUGUAUAAAUUCGGCAUUGCUCUCAAUGGAGACACCAUCAUGGCCCUAUUCAGCGCGAAGAACAUAUCAUGCAACGCUGAGAAUACCUUCGUCUCCUUCAGCGGUGCAAGUUAUGGCAGUGACACAAGCAAGACUCGCCGAUCCUAUAGGACGUUCAUCAGCGAAGUUGAAGCUGAAAUAGACCCUAUAUCUGUCUCCCUAUCCGGUUCUAGUAUAACUACUCCUCGGGCCCUAGCUACCAUGAACGGCAUCCUAUAUGACGACUCGACCACCAGCGAGGCCGCAACUACAGAUUCUACGGAGAUGGAGUUCAUGAGCAGUACAGCCAUUGCCUUAUUCGAGGUAGUGGAAUUCUCCCAGGUAGCUGUGCUCUACAUCGUGGAAGAGACACGCUCGUUUGAAUCCGCCGUCAGUACGAAGGAAACCAUUCAAUCGUACCUACUUCAGUCCUUCAAAAGCACAGCCCACCCAUCGCUCCGGGUGUUGGGUGCGUAUGACCUCGACUUUGAGAAUAAGACCAUCACGCUACCCGAUGGUACGACGAUAGGAGGGCGAAUUUGA
Molecule: messenger RNA, 2454 nt
Organism: Penicillium longicatenatum
Lineage: Eukaryota; Fungi; Ascomycota; Eurotiomycetes; Eurotiales; Aspergillaceae
Product: calcium-binding EGF-like domain-containing protein
Exons: 2
Coding region: 1-2454 (817 amino acids)
Source: RefSeq, a predicted model, not a curated record